UUUUAUUUCUCUAUAAUGAAUUUUUGUGAAUUCAUCUAACUCACUGUAGAGAGUGAGGAUAAAUUAGAAGAAAUCAGGAUAAAAUUAGCAAAAUUAGAAAUGUUUGAAUUAAAUACUGGUAUUUAUAUUCAUUUUUAUUUUGAGUUUAUAAAAGACUUGAUUAACCAAGAAAAAAUGCAAUGACUGCAGAAUAAAUUAUAGAAUUUCUAAUAGAUAACAAUGUCAAAUUUACAGAAGAGGAGUUAAAUUACAUCUUUAGAGUUUUAGAUACUGAUGGAGAUAACAUUAUUACAUUGCAAGAGUAACUUUUUAUUCAUUUAUUCAAAGUUUUCAAUAUGUAAUUUUACCAAAAACUAACGACCAAGUGAAAGAUCAAGCUCUUAAUCAUAAAUCUUAUGAAAUGCCUAAAAGUAUGCUUCUACCAAAAGAAGUUGAAGCUACAUUAACUGAUUUCUUCAAAUAAUUACAAUAAAACUAUAAGUAGUAUUUAUCAUUAUAAUUAGCUUAUAUUAAUAAAUUUAAUAGCCAAUUAACAUAAAUGAACUUAAUAUUUUUGAAAACGAAAAUUUAAUCACUUUAGAAUCCCUAAAAAAUUGGUUAUAAACUAUUGAAAGAGAAAUUGAUGACUAAGUUUUAGAAAAAUUUCUUAUUAUAAUUGAUGGUAAUCCAAACAAUCUAUAAAAUUUAAUUGAUUAAAUCUAACAAUAAUAAAUUGAAUAGCCAAAUAGUUAACCUGAUGAAUCUAUUAAAAAGUCCUAAGAAUAAAUAAGAGAAUAACCUUAAUAAGAAUAAACUGAUGUUCAAGAUAUUAAAUAGUCUUAAGAAGAUUUACAAAAAAGCUAUGUCUAAAAUUAAAAUCAAGAAUAAAGUAAUUAAAAAACAGAAUAGCAAUAAGAUCAAAUAGCUUAAUCAAAAUUAUUAUUAGAUAGUCAGCCUUAUUCUACUAUUAAUCCAUUAUUAAACUAUUAUGAAUAGUAAAUUAGAGAAGAAGAAUUUAAAAUUAAACAAUUAUGUGAUGAAUUAAAUAUUCCAAAUAUUUAUACAUAAAAAAGGGAUGAAUCAUUAUUGAUUAAAUAUUAUGAAAAAGAAAUUGCUAGGGAAUAAGAAAUUUUAAACAAUUUAUCAUUAGAAUCAAGGCUUUCAGAUACUCAAUCUAGAUAUAAAAAAUCAACUUUCACUCCUGAUCCAUUAUAUCUAGAUCAAUAUUAAAAUGAAAUCAUUCGAAUUAAUGAUGAAAUAAGAAAAGAAGCAAAUAAUUUGAGCUUGCUCUAAUCCAAAAUAGAGAUUGAAUCAAAAUAUGGUUUUACCAAUAGAUUGUAAAAUAGUUUUUUAAUGUAAAUUUUGUAUCUAUAUCAAAGGUAAGGAAGUCCAACUAAAUUUUAAGAAUCUUACCUUUGUAACAAUUUCUCAGGAGAGAAGGUAUAUAUUGAAAAAUUAUAUUUUAGAGAUAAUUUUGUUCUAAAUGA
Paramecium sonneborni is the source of this 1466-nucleotide messenger RNA. The record is from the annotation of a GenBank genome assembly. NCBI's taxonomy places the organism in Eukaryota, Ciliophora, Oligohymenophorea, Peniculida, Parameciidae.